Messenger RNA from Coregonus clupeaformis (lake whitefish), 2561 nucleotides. RefSeq names its product 2-phosphoxylose phosphatase 1-like. Lineage: Eukaryota; Metazoa; Chordata; Actinopteri; Salmoniformes; Salmonidae. Gene Ontology annotation, cellular component: Golgi apparatus. The transcript is spliced from 7 exons. Gene Ontology annotation, biological process: dephosphorylation; glycosaminoglycan biosynthetic process; chondroitin sulfate proteoglycan biosynthetic process. The record is from RefSeq and is a predicted model, not a curated record. Gene Ontology annotation, molecular function: phosphatase activity. Bases 312 to 1898 code for a protein of 528 amino acids.
UUCCGGGAGACGGCGCAGCGAGCCAUUACGUUUCAGUUGCAUAUGAAAAGGGGAGUAGGAGGCUAGCACAGCACAGUGUAGCCCGCCAGCAGGACCUCCCAGGACAGCCACACCACCGCACAUCGCUAGGGAGUUCAGAAGAGUAGAAGCCAGCACGGCGCUGGGUGGAUUCAAGUUCUGAUUGAGGCUCGCUACCUGAUGGUUCCUAGAUCCCUGCACUCUCAUAGGUCUAUUCAUAGAAGACAGCAGGAAUGGGGCAAGGUGUGGGUGGCUGACUGACUGACAGGGAGACGGACCAAUCACAUGUCAGGAUGCUGGCUCGGAACCGCUUCAUCCUCCUGGUGGUGGUGGGGGCGGUGCUGGCCAUCGUCAGUCUCAGCCUCCAAUUCUUGCACCUAAUCCCCACUACGCCCAUGGGUGAGGAGCGCCCCCCAAAGGGUCAAGGUCAGGGCCAGGGGAAGAGCAGGAAGAGAGUGAUCCCUGUCCUCCACACAGAACCUCCUGAACCAGACCCCAUCUCUGAGGCAAAUGGCUACUGCAACACCCCCAACCGCUCUGACCAGGCCUGGGAGGGACACAGCCCUGUGGACUACAUGCUGCUGUCUGUCCAGGUGAUGAUUCGCCAUGGCGACCGUUACCCCCUUUACGCCAUCCCCAAAACGAAGCGGCCUGCCAUCGACUGCACCCUGUUCCCAAAGAGGAAGCCCUCCCACCCCCAGCUCAAAUCCUUCAUUGGUCACAUGGCCCAGGGGGGGCGUGGCCAAUGGGAGGGGACUCUCAGCUCAUUGCCUCGCCUCCCUAACCACAACGCCUGUGAGAUGGGCGAGCUCACUCAGACAGGUGUGGUGCAGCACUUACGCAAUGGCCAGCUCCUUCGCCAAGCCUACAAGCGCCACAAACUCCUCCCGCCCGAUUGGUCGACCAAGCAGGUGUGGGUGGAGACUACGGGCAGGAGCCGGACCCUCCAGAGCGGGAUGGCUCUUCUGUAUGGGUUCCUGCCAGACUUUGACUGGAGCCGUCUGACAGUCCACCACCAGUGGAGCACGUUGUUCUGUGGCUCAGCCUGUGACUGUCCUGCUAGGAACCGCUAUCUGGAGGAGGAGCAGAGGAGACAGUACCGCCUUAGAGUGGCAGACACUGAACUGGAGAGGACCUACGCAGACAUGGCCCGUACGCUAGGUCUGCCCCCGCGCCAGCUCAGAGCUGCCAACCCUAUAGACUCUCUUCUGUGCCACCUGUGCCACGGCCUGUCCUUCCCCUGUGUGCCAGCAGGGAGUGCUAUCGGCAGUGGGGGCUGUCUGACUCUGGCUCAGUUCGCUGUGAUCCGCAGGCAGCAGUUAGAGGACGAGGUGGACAGGAGGAGGGUGGGGCUGUAUCGCCGCUACGCCCUGCUCGCCACGCACCCCUACCUCAACCGCACCGCCAACAGGAUGGAGCGCGUCGCCAAGGCCAACGCUCCAGGCCGAAAACCCCGCGCUGGAGGAGAGGAGGUGUUCACCCUGUCCUCGGCUCACGACGUCACCGUGGCGCCGUUACUAAGCGCCCUGGGCUUGGAGGAGGCAUUGUUCCCGAGGUUUGCAGCGAGGGUUGUGUUUGAGUUGUGGAAGAGUCCGCCCGCAACGCAGGGACAACGUAAGGGGCAAGGGCAGGGCCAGGAUAAGGCUGCUAGGGUGAAAGGGGAGAGGUCAAAGGGUGGUAACGGGGGGGACAUGUUUGUGAGGGUUCUAUACAAUGGAGAGGACGUAACCUUCCAUACCACCUUCUGUCGCUCACAUGACCACCACGCCACACAGCCACUAUGCCCCCUAGGUAACUUCCUGUCUUUCGUCAGGAAAGACAUGUUCAGUGUCCUCAACGCCACGUCCUACCACGAUGCCUGCUACCGACAGACAGGCUGACUGACAGAGGGAUGGAGAGAGAAAAGGAGGAGAGGAAGGGAAUCAUUUAGCUGAUUUUGGAAUUUGUUAAUAGCUCUUUUCCCACUUUGAUGGUAGUGUCCUAUUGCACUAUUUUAAUGUCUUAAAACUUUCACAUUUUUGUAAAGUCACAAACAUUCCUGGAAAGUAUAGAUACUGAUCAUACAUAUCAUGCGCACAAACACACUGCAAAAAUACAUAUUUUCACCAACAAAUUCCUAUACACAAACACAUACUUCAUGCCUUCUUGAUCAGAUGUCUUUGUAGAUAAAGUUUGACUUCUAAACUGACAGCCUUGUGGUGUUGACAAUCACACCCGGAUACUGCAAUUAUUCACAUUUGAACGUUGACCUUUCUACAAUUUUUUAGUUUUUGAAAUGUUUGUAAGGGAAUUACAUUCUGGGGUGGAAGUUAAGGGCACUCAGACACUUUAUUCACACAUUCCUGCAUUCCAACUGGGAAUGUUGAGAUUCCGGUUUUUGCAAAUUCCUGCAUUGAAAGGGGAAAGUUGAAACUGGAAACACUAAUGCUGAAUUAGUUCAUAUAAAACUUAAAAACGGCCAUUUAUAAUUUGUGUCACGCCCUGACCUUGAGAGGUCUGUUGUCUUUAGUUGGUUUGGUCAGGGCGUGAGAUUCUAUGCUGGA